This is a messenger RNA of Pomacea canaliculata, 854 nucleotides long. RefSeq lists its product as uncharacterized. NCBI's taxonomy places the organism in Eukaryota, Metazoa, Mollusca, Gastropoda, Architaenioglossa, Ampullariidae. The transcript has 3 exons. Bases 1 to 660 code for a protein of 219 amino acids. The record is from RefSeq and is a predicted model, not a curated record.
AUGCCGGACAAAGCGAUGAUCACACAAAAGCAACAGGUCAGAAUAAGUGAUGAGAUCACCCCAAGCAAUGAAGAUAGAAAGGUUGAUGAGAGCACGCAGGCGGCCAAAGGUCACAUACGCUGCGCCUACACGAUAAAACACCCUCACAUCCCUGACUCCAUCAACAACUUCAAACAGCCAGCACAUCGCCAACAACUGCGUCUGUGUCAAGUUAGCACCAGCAUCACCAGCCUCACAGCUACUGCUAGUAGUCAAACUGGAGAAUGGCUGUACAAGACAUGUACCAAUGACUCCUGGUGCCACGGUCAGUAUGAUCUCAACACACUGUGUGUCAACAACUUCUGUGUAUGUAAGCCUGGCUUCUAUUACUCCACUGGAGGAAACACCUGUGUUAGUACUUGCUUGGACAAGGAUGUUCUGAACGAUGUGCUGGACUAUCCUAACCACGUCAUUGCCUUUCCACUAAUACCAUCGAUGCCUCCGGCUGAUUCUCUCGAUGUUUGUAAAGACGCGUGUUACUCUAACGUCCGCUGCCGUUUCUUCAAUUACUGUAAAAUAUUUAAAGUGUGUUUUUUUUUCAUCCUCACAUCGACAACUGUGACCUGGCCCAGUCUUCAACAAUCCACUAACUGCAGUGUCUACAUCAGGACCUGCGCAUGAGUGCAACACGCGACAGGAACGAUCAUGAUGUCAAAAAUACUGAAAUACGGAAAUAACUGGGUUCAGUGCUGAAGGGGCGAAUGUUCGAAGUGCUCCGAAGUCCCCCUGUACACUUAUCUUUUCCACAUCGUGACUUUUCCCAUCGUAGUUUUGAAAUGUGGUGGAUCAGCAUCAAACGGGAAAUUGGCGGGUGG